Molecule: messenger RNA, 3627 nt
Organism: Podarcis muralis (Common wall lizard)
Lineage: Eukaryota; Metazoa; Chordata; Lepidosauria; Squamata; Lacertidae
Source: RefSeq, a predicted model, not a curated record
CCGAACAGGAAAUGCAAAAGGUCAGGUUACGCAUGGCAGUGGGUUCCAGGUGCUCAUAAAACCGUCGUUCCCCAGGAGUGAACACACACAGUUUCCACAAGAUGAAGGUCUUCCAGAGCAUGCUCCUUGGGGUGCUCUUGGCUCUGUCCCUCACAGGUGCUCAGGAGGUUAAACAACCCCCUGCAAAAGAAUGCAAGACCCGUUGGUUUGACCGCGACAAUCCUUCCGGGACUGGGGACUACGAACUCCUGUCCCAGUUCUGGGAUGAAAAUCCCCACAUCAUCUGCCCCCAGCCGCUUGCCAUUGAGGUCCAAACAGUGGAUGGGAUUCCGGCGUCUGAGACUGGGCAGAAGUUUUCUGUGAAUGAUGCCACCAGUGGCUUUGCUUGUAUCAAUGCCCAGCAAGAAAAGGGCAAGGCAUGCCGUGACUAUCAAGUGCGCUUCACUUGCCCCGAAGCCUACUGUCCUACUGCCUCCAGCCCUUCAGCAACAUUGACACCAGAGACUUUACCUCCUGCUCAGACCUUUCACCCUGAACCAGAGCCAACCCCCAGUGCUGAGGGUCAGAAGGGAGUCCCCAGCCCCCAGGCUCCACUGGGACCAGAGACGACUUUACCUCCAGUCCAGACACCUCAGCCUGGACCAGAACAAACCACCAGUGCUGAGAGUCAGAAAGGAGCCCCCAACCCCCAGGCUCCAUUGAGACCGGAGACGACUUUACCUCCAGUCCAGACACCUCACCUUGGACCAGAACAAACCACCAUUCUGAAGGAAGCCCCCACUCCCCAGGCUCCAUUAAGACCAGAGACAACUUUACCCCCAGCCCAGACACCUCACCCUGGACCAGAACAAACCACCAUUCUGAAGGGAGAGCCUACUCCCCAGGUUCCAUUAAGACCAGAAUCAACGUUCCCUCCAGCCCAGACGCCUCACCCUGGACCAGAACAAACCACCAUUCUGAAGGGAGCCCCCACUCCACAGGUUCCAUUGAGACCAGAGACGACUUUACCUCCAGUCCAGACGCCUCACCCUGGACCAGAACAAACCACCAUUCUGAAGAAAGCCCCCACUCCACAGGUUCCAUUGAGACCAGAGACGACUUUACCACCAGCCCAGACACCUCACCCUGGACCCCAACAAACCACCAUUCUGAAAGGAGAGCCCACUCCCCAGGUGCCAUUGAGACCAGAGACAACUUUACCUCCAGUCCAGACGCCUCACCCUGGACCAGAACAAACCACCAUUCUGAAGGGAGCCCCCACUCCCCAGGUGCCAUUGAGACCAGAGACAACUUUACCUCCAGUCCAGACGCCUCACCCUGGACCAGAACAAACCACCAUUCUGAAGGGAGAGCCCACUCCCCAGGUUCCAUUAAGACCAGAAACGACAUUCCCUCCAGCCCAGACACCUCACCUUGGACCAGAACAAACCACAAGUGCUGAAGGUCAGAAAGGAGCUCCCACUGCCCAGGCUCAGUUGGGACCAGAGACAAGUUUUCCUCCAGCUCAGACACCUCAACCUGGACCAGAAGAAACCACCAGUGCUGAGAGUAAAAAAGGAGUUUGCAAUACACGCUGGUUUGAUGAAGAUGAUCCUUCUGGAACUGGGGACUACGAAUUCUUCUUUGACAUCUUGGACAAGUAUCCCAAUGACAUUUGCUCUGAACCAACAGCUAUAGAGGUCCAGACAUUGGAUGGGACCCCAGCUUCUGAGACUGGGCAGAUAUUUACUACCAAUGAUGCCCGCACUGGCUUUUCCUGCAUUCAUGCCUCCCAGGGAAAAGGCAAGCGCUGUCAUGACUACCAGGUGCGAUUUACCUGCCCACUGUCUUUCUGCUCUGGUGGUGAGAUCCGAUCCACCCCGGGACCAGAACCUGUUACACCUCCUGCCCCAACUCCCACCUUGAAACAAGUUGAAAGCAGUCCAGAAAUCCCAGUGAAAGGUGGUGAAAUCCCAUCCACACCAGGCCCAGAGGCAGUAACAUCUCCUGCCCCAACUCCAACCCUGGAAGAAAUUAAAGGCAGUCCAAAAAUCCCAGUAAAAGAGUCUCCUUCCACUUGCAAGACCCGCUGGUUUAACGAAGACAAUCCUUCAGGUGAUGGGGACCAGGAAUUGCUUUUUAACCUUAUUCAGAUGCACCCUCAGGAGAUAUGCAGAAUGCCACUCGCGAUCGAGGUCCAGACUGUGGAUGGGAUCCCAGCUUUGGAGGCUGGGCAACCGAUUGCUGUGCAUGAUGUCAUCACUGGCUUUUCCUGCAUCAAUGCUGAACAAGCGAAAGGGCAACUCUGCUACGACUACCGGGUGCGGUUUACCUGUUCAGCACCCUUUUGCUCCAGUGAGAUCCCACCCACCCUGGGACCAGAGCCUGUUACACCUCCUGCCCCAACUCCCACCUUGAAACAAGUUGAAAGCAGUCCAGAAAUCCCAGUGAAAGGUGGUGAAAUCCUAUCCACACCUGGUCCAGAGCUAGUAACAUCUCCUGCCCCAACUCCAAUCUUGGAAGAAAUUAAAGGCAGUCCAAAAAUCCCAAUAAAAGGUGGUGAGAUCCAGUCCACACCAGCACCAGAACCCGUUACACCUCCUGCUCCAACUCCCACCUUGGAGCAAGUGCAAAGCAGUCCAAAUAUCCCAACAAAAGCCAUCAACCACUUUUCUACAGGUGACCAGAAUCAACCUGGAGCAGGAUUAGAGCCUGUUACCCUUCUAGCCCCAACUGCUGUCUCUCCAGAAGUGAAAACUGGAUCCCAGGUUCAAGAGGAAGCUUGCAAGACCAAUUGGUUUGACCGGGAUAAUCCUUCUGGGACUGGGGACUACGAACUUCUUUCUGACAUCAUGGAUGAAAAUGAAAUUGACGCAAUCUGUCUUGAUCCAAUUGCAAUUGAGGUCCAGACAGUGGAUGGGAUCCCAGCUUCCGAGACUGGGCAACAGUUUGCUGUGAAUGAUUCUGCCCGUGGAUUUGCCUGCGUCAACGCCCACCAGGGAAAAGGCGUCAUGUGCCUUGAUUAUCAGGUGCGGUUCACCUGUCCUGAUGCCUUCUGUGCAGGAAAAGGCCAGCCUGGGGUGGAAUCCACAUCUGUUGCGACUGCUGCACCUGUACCAGCAACACAGGAGACGAACCAGUUCCCCACUCAAGGGCAGGAUCAGUCUGGGCUGACGCCUGCAGCUAGCACACCUGUUGACUCUCUACCUGUGCAGACAACGACAGCAAAUGCCCCCAUCGAAACUGUGCCAGUCCAAACGACUCCCCAAAGCCCUGCACCAGUUUGCAAGACAAAAUGGUUAAACCGGGACAAUCCCAGUGCAACUGGGGACUAUGAGCUGAUAUACUACCUCAAAAAGGACUACCCAAAAGCCAUUUGCAACAAGCCAAUUGCUAUCGAGGUCCAAACUGUGGAUGGAAUCCCAGCUUCUCAGACAGGACAGAUAUUUUCCAGGAAUGAUGCAGUCAAUGGGUUCGCUUGCAUCAAUGCCCAGCAAGGAAAAAGAGGUGUCUGCCACGACUAUAAGGUCCGGUUCACCUGCCCAGACUCUUUCUGUUCAGGAAAUGACCAGAAAGGUGUGAAGGAGGAAUCCCCAUGAGCAGUCAGCUGCAGUCUUCAGCUUCUACUCAUCUCUGGAAGAAGGUGGC